Choloepus didactylus (southern two-toed sloth) is the source of this 1148-nucleotide messenger RNA. It is a transcript of the gene NMRAL1, whose product is annotated as NmrA like redox sensor 1. The transcript has 5 exons. The record is from RefSeq and is a predicted model, not a curated record. Lineage: Eukaryota; Metazoa; Chordata; Mammalia; Pilosa; Megalonychidae. The coding region runs from base 150 to 1049 and encodes 299 amino acids.
CGCGGCGCCUCGAGAUCUCGGGCUCGGCGUCUCCCUGCCCUGGCCGGGCCGCCCCGCUGGGCCCUUGCUCGGCGCCCGCUGGAAGCCCCGGGUCGUUCCGGACCGAGCCCCGCGCCUCCCACCACCCCCAGACUCUCGCUCCUGCUCUCAUGGCGGACAGGAAGCUGGUGGUGGUUUUUGGAGCCACAGGUGCCCAGGGCGGCUCGGUGGCCAGAACGCUCCUGGAAGAUGGGACGUUCGGGGUCCGGGCGGUGACGCGGGACCCUGCGCAGCGCGCGGCGCGGGAGCUGAGGCUGCGAGGGGCAGAAGUGGUGCGGGGAGACCAGGAUGACCCGGCCAGCAUGGAGCGGGCCCUGAGCGGGGCUCACGCCGCCUUCAUUGUCACGAACUACUGGGAGCAUCUCAGCCGGGAGCAGGAGGUCAAGCAGGGGAAGCUGCUGGCCGAUCUGGCCAAACGCCUGGGCCUCUCCUACGUGGUCUACAGUGGCCUGGAGAACAUCAAGAAGCUGACGGGCGGGAGGCUGGCGGCAGGCCACUUUGAUGGCAAGGGUGAGGUGGAGGCCUACUUCCGGGACAUCGGCAUGCCCAUGACCAGUGUGCGGCUGCCCUGCUAUUUCGAGAACCUCUUCUCCUACUUCCUGCCUCAGAAAGCCCCGGAUGGAAAGAGUUACCUGCUGAGCUUGCCCAUGGGUGACGUCCCCAUGGAUGGGAUGGCUGUGUCGGACCUGGGUCCUGUGGUGCUGAGCCUGCUGCAGAUGCCGGGAGAGUACGUCGGACAAGACCUCGGGCUCAGCACCUGCAGGCACACCGUGCGGGAGUAUGCUGCCCUGCUCUCCAAGCACACGGGCAAGGCCGUGCAUGAUGCCAAGACAACCCCAGAGGAGUACGAGAAGCUGGGCUUCCCCGGGGCCCGGGACCUGGCCGACAUGUUCCGUUUCUAUGCCAUGAAACCCGAGCGCAACAUUGAAUUAACCCUGAGGCUCAACCCCAAGGCCCGGACCCUGGACCAGUGGCUGGAGCAGCACAAAGGGGACUUUGCCAGGCUGUGACCUGCCCUGGGUUUGUUGGGGAGAGAAAGGCACAGAACUACAGUUGCCUUUUUUGUGAUGAUUUUUUUAAAAUUUUUAAGUAAAGGUUUUCAAAUGAAA